Messenger RNA from Xiphophorus couchianus (Monterrey platyfish), 2898 nucleotides. Its product is annotated as zinc finger BED domain-containing protein 1. The record is from RefSeq and is a predicted model, not a curated record. NCBI's taxonomy places the organism in Eukaryota, Metazoa, Chordata, Actinopteri, Cyprinodontiformes, Poeciliidae. Gene Ontology annotation, molecular function: protein dimerization activity. The coding region runs from base 884 to 2443 and encodes 519 amino acids. The transcript has a single exon.
AACGUUUAUGUUCUCUUUGCUAACUACGUUGUGUGAUAAUCUGCCAUGUUAUAGAUGUAAAUUGAGGCACAUUAUUUUGCUGACGUUACAUCUAAACAUAGCAGUUACUUAACCGGGUGUAGUGUAAAUUGUAUGUGAGGGUGGAACUGAGAGAAAUUAUGCAGGACUUAAUGGAAGUUUGUUAAUAAAAAUACGCAGCAACAGAUUACAGGCAUAAGCUGAAAAGCAUUUAUUUAUUGGUGUCUUUCCAUCCUGAAAAGUUACAGUCUUUUCUUCUCGCUACUGUUAUGUAUGAAUUAGAAAUUUUUGAUUAAUAUUUUUUGUAGUAAUUCUAUAUUUGUUUAUACCUAAGCAAUCAAGAAUAAAUAAUAGCAUCGUUUUAAUAAAAAUAGCAACAUUUUUGCAUUUUAUCAUGACUAGUUAAGGCUGCAGAACUCUGUACAAACUCAAACCUUUACAUUUUGAGUAAGUUUAUUUUUUUCCUAACAUAUAGAUUACAUUCUGUUUUCCAAUACAUAAAAAAACAUUUCACUGCAUUUAGAUUUUUCUGUGAUGGUUAAAAAUAAUGCUUUUAAUUAAAGCAUCCUCAAACUCACACAUAAAUGAAAGCCUUAAAUCCAUAAAUAAAAUAAAACUGAAACUAAAGCUGCUAUCAUGGCAGAUGAGCUGUCAGUGCAGAUUCCAACUUAAUAAUAUUAAAUGUUAUAAUAUCCAAAUUAGUGCACUUGAAAUAUAUUUAAUUCAUAACAAGGAAUAAACAAAUAAUCAUUACAUUGUGCUUCUUUUCAGUGAACCGAAGAGUCAUACGUUGGACAGCUUUGUUCAAAGGCUUCCAGGAUGUUCGGUUGUUCAAGCAGCUGAGUUCACAAACAGCAUUUUAAAUAUGAUCAUCACAGACAUGCGACCGCUGUCCGUGGUGGAAGAUGAAGGAUUCCAGAAGAUGAUCUCCACCUUCAAUCCAAAUUAUACCCCUCCUUCCAGAACCUACUUAGUAAAAAUGAUGGAGAAAAAGUAUGAAGAAAUCAAAGACAAAUUGAAAAACAUCCUAAAAGAGACAGACAGCAUUGCUCUCACAGCAGACAUUUGGACAAGUGUUGCCACAGAGGCAUAUCUUGGAGUGACAUGCCACUUUCUUGGAGAGGACUGGAAAAUGAAGUCCCACACCCUGACAACAAUGCCACUUGAAGAAAGACACACAGCAGCAAACAUUGCAGAGUGGCUUGAGGAGGUUAUUGCAAAGUUUGAUGUUCCACCUGAGAAAGUCAGAGCUGUCAUCCAUGAUAAUGGUGCCAAUAUUGUAGCAGCAGUGAAGAUUUUGGCAGAAAAGCAUAAGUGGGCAUCUGUGCGAUGUGCAGGGCACACCCUGAACUUGGUGGUACAGAAUGCUCUGAAGAGCAACCAGAGCAUCUCAAAGUGUGUGGCAGCUGCAAGAUGUCUUGUUGAACAUUUAAAAAAAAGUGAACUGGCUUGCACAAAGCUGAAGGAUAAGCAACAGCAAAUGGGCACAGCAUCACACAUGCUCAUACAAGAUGUAAGCACUCGUUGGAACAGUACUAUCCACAUGCUGUGUAGGCUGCUGGAGCAAAGAUGGCCGAUAACUGCUGCACUAUCUGACCCAGCAUUGACACCACGAGGAAAACACUACCUUGAUCUUAAGCCAGAGCAGUGGAAUAUUAUAGAGGAGAUAAGCAAGGCUCUUCAGCCAUUUGAAGAAGCAACGGUGUUUCUGAGUGGGCAAGACUACGUUACUCUUUCUGCACUUCCACAACUUGUGCAAAGCCUCAAGAAGUCCAUACAGACCCAAGUGUUUGAGACUGCACCAGCUCAGUCAUACCAAGCUGAAGUGAUGGCACAGAUCACAACAAGAUGGGAAGGACUAUUUAUGUGUCAGCCUCAAUCCUCAAAUACUGUUGUACUUACUGCUGCUUUAGAUCCCAGAUUUAAGAAACUUAAGUUCUUGCCCCCAGAUGAAGCCUUUAAGAUCCAAAGCAUGGUUCAAACAAUGGUCCUUGAUGUCAAAAAGAAAAUGAGACAGAAAAAUUCAGGUGAAAAUGAGGUCUCCACUGAUGCCCAAGACAAGCCUGUAGAGCAUCAACAGAACACCAACACAUUUUUCAGCAAUCUACUGGGUUCUUCAGAAUCCAGCACAAGUGAUGAGGAGGAUGAGGAACAGCAUUUGAACCAAGAUGUUCAAAAGGAAGUCUUGAUGUACUUUGGAGAGCAUACACUGUCCAAGAGGGAGAACCCACUUCUAUGGUGGAAAUCAAAUGCAGCACGGUACCCAAAACUUGCAAAGUUCUUUCUGUGUAUACCAGCAACAUCAACACCAUCAGAACGGCUUUUUUCCGCAGCAGGGAACAUCGCAUCGAAGCGCAGGGCAAGCCUCAGUUCACAACAUGUCGACAUGCUCACUUUCCUUCACAGCAACCAUAGUCUUCUUUAAGGCUUCUUUAACAGUUAAACACAUGCACACCAGUGUGUUGGAGCAUUUAAGAAAUGCAUAUUGAAUAACAUUCAGUAUAUGUUGGAUUUAAGAUAUUUUUUUAUUCCAUCUUUAAGAACAUCCAAGUUGAUUUUGUUGAGGUUCAAGUUGUUUUUGUAAAGCCAGUGUUUACUAUUUUGCCUUAGUAAUCUUUUCUAUUAAUUCUUUUUUUAUUUCUCCUCUGUUUUUGCAGUUAAGAAAGCAGGAAAUCUGUUCUACCUCAGAUUUGAAACUUAUAAUUUGAAUGUAUAAAAGGCAGUAUUCUCUGGUUUGCCUUAACUUUUCUAUUUAAAGCUAAUGAAUAUUUUUUUACUCUUUUGUGUUAGCACUGAAAAAAGCAAGGAAUUUGUUGCACCUUAGACUUAAAAUAUAUUGUAUAAAAUGCAGUAUUUACUAUUUUGUCUAAACUUGUUUUA